Molecule: messenger RNA, 2315 nt
Organism: Heteronotia binoei (common prickly gecko)
Lineage: Eukaryota; Metazoa; Chordata; Lepidosauria; Squamata; Gekkonidae
Gene: KCTD16
Product: potassium channel tetramerization domain containing 16
Exons: 3
Coding region: 932-2215 (427 amino acids)
Biological process (GO): regulation of G protein-coupled receptor signaling pathway; protein homooligomerization
Cellular component (GO): presynaptic membrane; postsynaptic membrane
Molecular function (GO): protein binding
Source: RefSeq, a predicted model, not a curated record
UGCACUGCUGAAACAACAGCAUCUGAACUGCACUGGGAACUGUGGAACCACCCAGCUCAGCAACCAGAGGAGCAGCUUGUGUAGUGAAAGCAGAGCAGGCAGCUUCCCUGGGCAUCCUUUCAAACUGCUACAGGCUUGUUAUUCUCUGGACCUGACUGGGAACAUGGGAGGCUCUCUGCGCUUACUGAUGGAGAGGGUAUCACUGUGGGAUGCCACUGAAACGUGCCAGGGUUUAUCUUGGAAUCUGGGCUCUUUGCAAGACAUCUAAACCAAGGUCCUCCUCCUGAAAUUCUGUCUCAUCCCAAAGGAUCCUAACUGGAUUUAUGCUCUUCUUGCCUUUUCCCCUCUUCUGUCUCAGCUACUGCUGCCGAGCUCCCCAGCUCUUCAUUGCCCUUCUGCUUAACUUUCCGAUGCUUGGGUUUAACUUGUAACUUCUGCAUGGUGGAUAUUGUCAAAUGGACUCAGCUUACUGUUUCAGACCUUUUCCUGCUCUGGAUUUGCUGCUCACCAGAUCCAGCCUGCCUCUGUGCUGAUUUUGGGGUUGCUUAGAAAAAAUGCUGCUUCCCUUUGCAGGAAUGAUAGAUCAGCUGUAACUAAGGCUUGUGAGACAUUGUAAAGUUGGCUUGAUCCUGCUGUUUUGGGCUUUGCUGGAAGAUCUGAUUAUUUAACUGCAUUUCGUGAACAUUCAUCAUCUACUAUUUAAGAAUAAAGCCACUGUGCCAGUUCUUGUGAUAGUUAUUUUUGGACAAUUGAAAAAAAAAAUAAACCCCACAACCUUCUUUUCAUGCUCCACCCCAUCCCCAGUUCCAAUACCUUACAUGUUAGGGCUUGGGAGGCCCUUGGGGAAACAGGUAUAGGAUCCUGAUUGAAACCUUGGAUGUGACUGAGAGUUCUGCCUCAACUUGUGGUUGGUUUUUUUUUUCAAAGUACCAUGGCCUUGAGUGGAAACUGCAGAACUUACCUCCCUCCUAGAGAACAAGGGACAGUUGUGCAUUCUUUCCCAGAGGUAAUAGAACUGAAUGUGGGUGGCCAGGUUUAUUUCACUCGCUACUCAACUUUAAUAGGCAUUCCCCACUCCCUGCUUUGGAAAAUGUUCACCUCCAAGAGAGAGACAGUCAAUGACCUAGCAAAAGAUUCCAAGGGAAGGAUUUUCAUCGACAGAGAUGGCUUCCUCUUCCGCUACAUUCUGGACUAUCUCAGGGACAAGCAGGUGGUCUUGCCUGACCACUUUCCAGAAAGAGGAAGGCUCAAGAGGGAAGCGGAGUACUUUCAGCUCCUAGACUUGGUCAAACUUCUGACUCCUGAUGAGAUCAAGCAAAGCCCUGAUGACUAUUGCCAUAGUGACUAUGAGGAGGUUUCCCAAAGCAGUGACACAAGGAUAAGUGCCCCAUCGUCACUCUUACCUUCGGAUCGAAAGUGGGGCUUCAUUACCAUUGGCUACAGAGGGUCAUGCACCAUGGGCAGGGAGACCCAAGCAGAUGCCAAGUUCAGGAGAGUCCCAAGGAUUUUGGUUUGUGGAAGGAUUGCUUUAGUCAAAGAAGUUUUUGGAGAAAGUUUGAAUGAGAGCAGAGACCCAGACCGGGCUCCAGAUAGAUACACCUCCAGAUUUUAUCUGAAAUUUAGGCACCUGGAAAGGGCUUUUGACAUGUUGUCAGAAUGUGGAUUCCACAUGGUAGCAUGUAAUUCCUCGGUGACAGCUUCUUUUGUCAAUCAAUACACUGAUGACAAGGUUUGGUCCAGCUACACGGAAUACGUCUUCUACCGUGAGCCUUCAAGAUGGUCUUCAUCACACUGUGACUGUUGCUGCAAAAAUGGCAAAGGAGAUAAAGAAGGCGAAAGCGGGACAUCCUGCAAUGAACUAUCCACCUCUAGCUGUGACAGCCAAUCAGAAGCCAGCUCCCCACAAGAGACUGUUAUCUGUGGCCCAGUCACCCGCCAGUCCAAUAUACAGACUCUGGAUCGGCCAGUCAAGAAAGGCCCUGUGCAGCUACUUCAACAGUCUGAAAUCCGGAGGAAAAGUGACCUGCUCCGAACUCUAACUUCUGGCUCUAGGGAAUCCAACUCUAGUAAAAAAAAAGCAGUGAAAGAAAAGCUCUCCAUUGAGGAAGAAUUAGAAAAAUGCAUCCAGGAUUUCCUAAAAAUCAAAAUCCCAGACAGGUUUCCAGAAAGGAAACACCCCUGGCAAUCUGAACUCUUACGGAAGUAUCAUCUAUAGGAGUUGGGCAGGGGUCAGGAAAAUCAGCUUAAGUUACAAUUUACUGAAAGAGAUUCCACAGGCAAAGAAAUAAAUGAUGAUGAUUUGUUAGGGCACAACA